Messenger RNA from Rubroshorea leprosula, 2595 nucleotides. Lineage: Eukaryota; Viridiplantae; Streptophyta; Magnoliopsida; Malvales; Dipterocarpaceae. The record is from the annotation of a GenBank genome assembly.
CCAUCUUCCAUACAAUAUUGAAACCAUCAUUAUGAGGGAAACUUUCCGUGCUAUGCUUGUUCUAGUUGUUGUAUUGUUCUUUGGAGCUGCAAAGCUUUGUUCCAGUCGGAACACGAGCUUUAGCUGUAUAGAAAGGGAGAGAGAAGCCCUCUUGAAGUUCAAACUAUGUUUCCAUGAUCCAUCUCAUAUGUUGUCUUCUUGGAAAGGCAAUGACUGUUGUGAAUGGAGAGGAGUAGGCUGUGACAACAAUAACAAAUAUGUUGUCUCACUUCAACUUAGGGGAUCAGUAUCUGAUCGACUUUAUUCGUACUUUAUUGACGAUCAACAAUCUCAAUUGUACUUGAUUGACCAUGUAGAGGAGGUUGUUUCAAGUUUGCUCGAGCUGAGACACUUGGAACACCUAGACUUGAGCAACAAUAAUUUCAAUAGUAAUCUUAUUCCACCCUCCUUUGGCUCGAUGAAGCAGCUGAGAUACCUAAAUCUCUCUUAUGCGCAAUUCAGAGGGAGAAUUCCAGGUGAACUUGGAAAUCUUACAAGGCUUCAUGUUCUUGAUCUUUCUCAUAAUUAUUAUGAGAGAUUGAAGGUUGAUGAUGACAUUCAGUGGAUUUCUCAUCUCUCCUCUUUGCAACAACUUGAUAUGAGUGGAGUAAAUCUAAGCCAUGCCUCAUCAAACUUGUUCCAGCUAAGUCUGUCAAGCUGUAGUCUCAGAAAUUGUCACUUGCCAUCUCACAACCAUCCCCUUAAUUUUACAUUGCUGGGCAAUAUUCAGCACUUAGAUCUUUCAGCUAACUUUUUCCAAGAUAGCAUCGGACAACUUUCUAAAUUAGAGAGCAUAGAUCUUUCUGGCAAUCAAUUGAGUGGGAGUAUUCGAGAUAGCAUCGGGCAAUUUUCUAAGUUAGAGAGCAUAGAUCUUUCUUUCAAUCAAUUGAGUGGGAGUCUUCCAAAAAGCAUCGGGAAACUUUCUAAGUUAGAGAGCAUGGAUAUUUGUUGCAAUCAAUUAAGUGGAAGUAUUCCAGAUAGCAUCGGGCAACUUUCUAACUUAAAGAGCAUGCAUCUUCUUUUCAAUCAAUUAAGUGGGAGUAUUCCAGAUAGCAUCGGGCAACUUUCUAAGUUAGAGAGUAUGGAUCUUGCUGUCAAUCAAUUGAGUGGGAAUAUUCCAAAUAGCAUUGGGCAACUUUCUAAGUUAAAGAGCAUGGAUCUUGUUAGCAAUGAAUUGAAUGGGAGUAUUCCAGAUAGCAUUGGGCAACUUUCUAAGUUAGAGGAAAUAAAUCUUGCUGACAAUCAAUUGAGUGGGAGUAUUCCAGAUAACAUCAGACAACUUUCUAAGUUAGAGAGCAUGUUUCUUUAUGAAAAUCAAUUGAAUGGGAGUAUUCCAAAUAUCAUCGAGCAACUUUCUAAGUUAGAGAGAAUGGAUCUUUCUCGCAAUCAAUUGAGUGGGAGUAUUCCAGAUAACAUCGGGCAAUUUUCUAAGUUAGAGUGGAUAGAUCUUUCUGGCAAUCAAUUGAGUGGGAGUAUUCCAGAUAGCCUCAGGCAAUUUUCUAAGUUAGAGACAAUAGAUUUUUCUGGCAAUCAAUUGAAUGGAAGUAUUCCAAAUAGUAUUAGGCAACUUUCUGAGUUAGAAAGGAUAGAUCUUUCUGGCAAUCAAUUGAGUGGAAGAAUUCCAGACAGCAUUGGGCAACUUUCUCAGUUAGAGAUGAUGGAUCUUUCUAGCAAUCAAUUGAGUGGGAGUAUUCCAGAUAGCAUCGGGCAACUUUCUAACUUAGAGAUCAUAUAUCUUUCUGGCAAUCAAUUGAGUGGGAGUAUUCCAGAUAGCAUCGGGCAACUUUCUAACUUAGAGAUCAUAAAUCUUUCUAGCAAUCAACUGAAUGGGAGUAUUCCAGAUAGCAUCAGGCAACUUUCUGAGUUAAAGAUGAUAGAUCUUUCUAGCAAUCCAUUUGGUGGAAGUAUUCCAGAUAGCAUCGGGCAACUUUCUAAGUUAGAGAAAAUAUAUCUAUCUGGCAAUCAAUUGAGUGAGAGUAUUCCAAAUAGCAUCAUGCAACUUUCUAAAUUAGAGUUGAUUGAUCUUUCUACCAAUCAAUUGAGUGGGAAUAUUCCAUAUAGCAUCAAACAACUUUCUAAGUUAGAGAUGAUAGAUCUUUCUAGCAAUCAAUUGAGUGGGAGUAUUCCAGAUAGUAUCGGACAACUUUCUAACUUAGAGAACAUAAAUCUUUCUGGCAAUCAAUUGAAUGGGAGUAUUCCAGAUAGUAUAUGGCAACUUUCUAAGCUAGUGAACAUAUCUCUUUCUGGCAAUCAAUUGAGUGGGAGUAUUCUAGCUAGCAUCGGGCAACUUUCUGAGUUAAAGGGAAUACAUCUUUCUGGCAAUCAAUUGAGUGGAAAUAUUCCAGCUAGCAUCGGGCAACUUCCUAAGUUAGAGAUAAUGGAUCUUUCUGGCAAUCAAUUUGGAGCAAGAUUUCCCGCAUAGCUUUAAUUGCAAAAGACAAAAAUCAUGGUUGAUCUCUCUAAUGCUAGCAUCUCAGGUCCUCUUCUAGAAAACAUAAGUCUUAUGAUGCCAAUGUUGCAGGGAUUAUAUCUUGAAAAUAACCUCAUGAACAAUUU